This is a messenger RNA of Labrus mixtus (cuckoo wrasse), 4775 nucleotides long. It is a transcript of the gene sdc3, whose product is annotated as syndecan 3. The record is from RefSeq and is a predicted model, not a curated record. Gene Ontology annotation, biological process: cell migration. The coding region runs from base 339 to 1688 and encodes 449 amino acids. Lineage: Eukaryota; Metazoa; Chordata; Actinopteri; Labriformes; Labridae. The transcript has 5 exons. Gene Ontology annotation, cellular component: membrane; cell surface.
GGAUAAAGCGAGGUUGUCUGUUUUGAGAGAGAGGGACGAGGUCUGGCGUUUCCCAGUAGUAAAUCUAUAAUAAAAAAAACCUCCCAGAUACGGACAGAGAAGAAGAAGAGGCCUAGUUAAUCUAAUUGUUCUAACUGGUGACCUGGACCAGCAGCGCAUCAAGCCUUGGAUUAAAAAGCCCGACUAGACCGGAUGGUAGCGCGGUCGGGCGGCGCGCUGUGAAGUUGGACAGACUACCGAGACACCGAUAGCAAGCGGCAGCAGCAGAUUCUGUCCCCACCCCGAACCCCCGUGAAGGCAGCGGCGGCACCGGGAGGCUGCUCACGCGCACCCCGACCAUGAAGCUGCCCUGGCUCCUCGCGCUUACGGCGCUGCUUGCUCGCGCCGCCACGGGACAGACUUGGUCACCAUCGAUCGACGAUGAAGGCUCGACGAGAGACGAGUUCUACGAUGACGAGGACCUCUACUCAGGCUCUGGCUCUGGCUUUCCUGAUAUCAGUAUAAGGCCGACAUCAGCAGGUGUGGCCUUCACCACAGAAGAGCCCCUCCUACUGUCUACCACACAGGCCACAAGCCCUGCCCCCUCCGCCUCACCUGCGGCCGAGCCAAGCCCCAACCCAGAGGAGCCCACCGCCACCCCACUGCCAACUGAGGCAGAAGGAGAAAGCGGUGUAUUCUGGGAAAGAGAUCGAGAGCUGGAGAGGGAGAAAGAGGAGGAGAGGCAGAGGGAGAGGGAGAAAGAGAGGGAAAGAGAGAGGGAGCUGGAGAAUGAAAGAGAGAAGGAGAGACAGUUGGAGAGGGAGAGAGAGAGGGAAAGAGAGAGGGAGCGGGUCCGAGAGCUGGAGAGAGAGAGGGAGCGGGAGAGGGAGAGAGAGAGGGAACGUGAGAGAGAGCGAGAGAAAGAGAGAGAGAGGCAGAGAGAGCGAGAGCUGGAGAGAGAGAGAGAGCUUGAGCGAAUCAGGGCCGCUGCCCAGACCACUGCCGCCCCACGAUCCCCUGCUGCUGUCCCUGUGGUGACUACCAACCCGGCCCUCAUCCCUUCAGAAAGCGCAGUGCCGUCUUUGGAUGACCUGAGCACCACAGAAGAAGAAGACGACGUCUACCUAUCACCUGAACCCACAUCGUUCUACCCUGGAUUCGACUUAGAAACCACCACAGAGGAAGACACGCUCACCACAGCAGAGAGCACACCUGAGCCCACGACAGCGGCACCCACCACCACCACUGUCAAGACCAGGAUCCCCUUCAGGCCAAGGGUUCCCAUAACAACAGCCACUCAGGCGACUCCAACAGAGAGAACGACCCGCCCACAACAGCCAACAACUUCACAGGAGGGUAUCAACGAAGUGGGUGCUGCAGGACCCAGUGGAGACUUUGAGAUCCGUGAUGAUCGGCGUAAUGAUCUGGGUCGAGGUAUAAUGCCAGUAGAUCCUGAUCUGAUUGGCAACACGGUGGACGCAGGCAGCUCUGCCGCCCAGCUGCCACAGAAAAAUAUCCUGGAAAGAAAAGAGGUCUUGAUAGCGGUGAUAGUCGGAGGAGUCGUGGGCGCCUUGUUUGCUGCCUUCCUGGUGAUGUUGCUGGUGUACAGGAUGAAGAAGAAGGACGAGGGCAGCUACACGCUGGAGGAACCCAAACAGGCCACCGUCACCUACCAGAAACCAGACAAGCAGGAGGAGUUUUACGCAUAACACUCAUAUUCCAGAGAGACGCAUCGCACACCGAGGGAGAGAUACAGAGUGAGAGAGAGAAGAGAGAAAGAUACUCUAAGCCCCCCCUCUUUGUCCCCCAGUCCUACUUCUUCCUCCUCUUCUUCAUUGCUUCCCCUUAUCUCCUCGUCCCUCUCUCCUCUCGUCUCCAGAACACUCUUGAGCGCCUUUCUCUCGGCGGACUCGGAACUUUCUUUUCAAUGAAAUCGAAAAAGAGGACCAAAAAAAAAAAGGAAAAAAAAAUCCAAAUAUAUUCUGAAAAAAAUAACUCAUACACACAAGAUGUUUUUAAAGUAAAUGUUGUUAUUAAUAUUCUACAGAUUCUCUUGUUCUGUAUGUAAUGAUAUGAUUAUUUUGUAAGAAAAGAAGAACAAACAAAACGAAACACAAGCUCUUAAUGUGUUUUCCAGCACACAAAAGAAGUUCCUCUGUUUUUAUGGAGCUAUUGAAAAGGCAAAGAGAGGAGAGGAGAGGAGAGGGGCAGAGCGAGCUGAGCAAGACACAAAAGAAAAAUGAAAGAGAGGGGCGGGCUAGACUCUGCCCCUCAUCCCCCCCUCAAAAGACACACAGAGCAUCUGGUUGGCUGCACAGAGCAAAAAGGGUCAAAAGGUGAGAGGAAAGGUCUCUUUUGUGCCUUCCAUCGCUCUGGUGCUUAGAUGCAUAAACAUAAACAUAAACAAAUGCUGACACACACACACACUCACACACACUGGCUUGUGUCUGCUUGAAGGUCGCUCUGACCUCUCUCUCUGUACUUGGCCAACCAGAUAAUGCUGAUCAACCUCAGCGUGUUUCACAAUGUCAAGGUGCUGCUGUGGAAACAUCGGCUGGUCGCAAAAAAGGUUUGCACGAGCUCAUCUCCAGCCGUCGGCCCGUCUGCUCCUUUAAGCUGUACAAAGACUAGUUACGGAAAGUAAUAAUAACCAAUAAUAUAUCAUUGUUCUGGGCUGGACGGUGAUAAUGAUGGUAACAAUAAUAAUAUAAUAAUAAUACCAUUAUAAUAAUGAUGAUAAUAAAACUUAAACAGGAGGAUAUGUAUUUAGCAGUUUAAAAAGUUUAUAUGUAAAUAUCUGCAUAUCCAUAUCUGGCAUCACUAACCAUCUGCAUGAUCAUGAAGAGUUUUUAGUCAUUACAUCCUUCAUCACUUUAGAUGAGCUGUGCUCUCGUUUGCCACAUGCACACACACACAUCUACACACCCUCACAAGUGCAGACAUAUAACUUGCUGUGCAUUAAGAACACACAGACUGAAAUAUUCUGUAAAUCAUAUCAUUCAAACACAUAUCAAACCCAUCAACACCCUCAUUAUGGUUCAUUGUGAUUGUCAUCACUUGAGAUACGAGUGAGAUCAGUUGGUUUCAAUAUGUUAUUGAUUAGGUAUGGAUCAGUUGCAGGUUGGUUUAGUGUUUGGUCUGUUUGUGGAAAAGCACAACUUUGUGUCCAGUCAACAUGUCAUUAGAUACCUCCCCACUCACACACCUUUUGCAUGCCUCACUUUCUUUUUUGUCCACCAUUGGCUCUCUGUUCGGGGAUGGGAGGGGUCUCUGCGAUUGGGGCUUAAGUAAAAAGUGUGAAUAUGUGUGGAAGUUGCUCCCACCGGCGCUGAUUCGGCAAUAAUCACUUUUAUCAUUUAAAAAAACGUUGAAUUAGCGUGAAUGGGUUCGACUUUACCCUGAUACUUUUUGGGGAAAAUGAAUGAGGGAGGGAAAUGGCUUUGGACAAGGAAUUUACCAUAUUCACACUGCAGCCAUUUUCAACUGAUGUCAUGCUCAAAUGCAGUGAUGUGUUGUUCUGCUGUUUAUCAGGUGGGAAGACCUUUCAGUCUAAAAAGUACUGAAUCAGGUAAGACACUCCUUGUUGCUGUGUUUGCAAUAUUUCAAGUUCAAAAAAUAUAUAUAGGAAAAUUACUUGUAAGAUACCCCAAUUUUUUUUUACAUUGUGACAACAUUAGGGCUUCCUACCCUGAGUGUAACAUCAGAGGAUGAUGGCGGCCAUGUGAAUAUGGUCAAUAUGUGGAGACAGGAGGGGUGUGCUUCUAUCUAAGAGAUUGUAACAAUAACCACACCAGUGCGACUGGGCUAGUAGCGUCUAUUAUACUCAGUACUGUAGAACAAAAAUGCAUGGGAGUCAAUAUAAUACUAGUCUGGGUGUGUGCAGAUGCGUUUGUGUGUUUUUUUGUGUGUUUGAAAACAAAAGUGGGGUGAGUUAAAGUAGGAAUGUACUGUGGUCGAGUGUGUGUUUACCUUCUCCAGCAGAUCUCACGCUCUUCCAUAGACGGGUAACACACCUCUUCCACUCCUGUGUGUACGUCACCUGCCCCCUCACCAGUGUGAGAAUAUCUGUGUGUCUGCAACUCAUCUAAACCCGCCACCUGUUUAUGUGUGUAUGUGUGUGUAUGUGUGAGUGCUUCACCUUGGUAUUUCACAGCAGACUCUGUGUACGCUGACUAGCCUGUCGGUGUGUGUGUGUGUGUGUGUGUGUGUGUGUGUGUGUGUGUGUGUACUGUGUGUGUGUGUCUGCGUGUGUUUCGUCCAUUCACUGCUGAAUGAGGGGCAGCUGGUCCCUCACAGUGGCUUUCACACACACUGACUGUCUUUUCACUGUCUGUCCGUCUCUCUCUCUCUCUCUGCCCCAGGAUAGACGGACAGACAACAUGCCACUUUCUCACAGGCAGGAAUGAUCUUAACACGUACUGUCUUUUCUAAAGUGUAAACAUGUGUGUUUGUACCCAUUUUAAGCCUGCGUAGCCAAAUAAGACGUGUGUGCGAUUAUGUGUGAGAGAGAGAAAGAGUGGAUUUGUACGUGUGAGUGUAGGUAUGCACAUGUGUGUGUGUGUGUGUGUGUGUGUGUGUGUGUGUGUGUGUGUGUGUGUGUGUGUGUGUUAUGUGUAGCCCGAUGGAGGCGACACUACUCUAUGUUUGCUGUUUCCAUUCCUGUUUUUAUACAUUUGCAUUUUUUUAAGGCUGAGUUUCUGUCAUUGGCUGAGUGAGCGAGAGGAGGCGGAUCCUCUACGCCACCGCCCUAUCACUAAUCUGCCACUCUGUUCCAAAUAAAAAACCUGAUUGGGUAA